GGCGGCGGUAGUGGUGGUGGUGGUGGUGUUGAGUUUUUUUUUUUCAUGCGGAUUUGCAUGCAAUUUUUUGAUUGAUUUCUUUGGAGCUGUUUGUUGAUUUUAUGGGAAGGUGAAUGGGGUCGUUGGAGACCGGAAUUUCUGUCAUGAGGACGGCGGCGAGCAGGAACGGGAAGCAGUCGUCGUUGAGCAGGACGGUGAUGGUAUGCUCUCGGUUUUUUUUGUUCAAGAGGCUGGAUUACGUCCAGUGGAUUUGUAGCGUCCUUGUUUUCCUCGUCUUCGUAACGUUCUUUCAGACGUUUUUGCCUGGUUCGGUAGUGGAGAAAUUCAAGGAGGAUUCGGUGGAGGAUGUGGAGGUGAUUCCGGAGAAUUUCAGGCGUUUGAAGGAGAUUGGUGGAUUCGAUUUUGGUGAAGAUAUCAGAAUUGAGCCUACGAAGCUGCUGGAGAAAUUCAAGAGAGAAGGUAGUGAGGUCCAUUUGUCAUCUUCGUCUUCUUUUAACAGGAGUCAGCACCGUUUUGAAUACAGAAAGCCGCAGCUCGCGUUGGUGUUUCCUGAUCUAUUAGUUGAUCCACAACAAUUGCUAAUGGUGACUGUUGCAGCUGCAUUGAGAGAGCUUGGUUAUGCAAUCCAGGUUUAUUCGCUUAAAGAUGGUCCUGUCCUUAACAUUUGGCAAAGCUUAGGAGUUCCAGUCACCAUUCUUCAAGCUGGUGCCAAGGUGGAGAUUGUUGUUGAUUGGCUCAACUAUGAUGGCAUUCUUAUCUGUUCUCUUGAAGUCAAGGAUAUCAUUUCUAGUCUCAUGCAGGAACCUUUCAAAUCUGUACCUGUUAUAUGGACUAUCCAUGAACGAACACUAGCUAUUCGUUCAAGAGAAUAUGCUUCAAGUGGGCAAACUGCACUUAUGAAUGAUUGGAAAAAAGUCUUCAACCGUGCUACUGUUGUUGUCUUCCAAAACUAUGCCCUCCCGAUGAUCUAUUCUAAAUUUGAUACCGGAAACUACUAUGUUGUUCCUGGUUCUCCUGCUGAAGCAUGGAAAGCAAAAACAGGAAUGAAGUUAGAUGUAGAUAAUCCACGUGUUGCAAUGGAUUUUGGGCCUGAUUUUCUAAUUGUUGUAGGAAAUCAAUUUUCCUACAAGGGUUUGUGGUUGGAGCAUGCACUCAUUUUACAAGCUUUAUUUCCACUCUUUGCUAAUAAUACGAAUUCCCAGGCUGAAAUCAUUGUCUUAAGUGGUGAGUUGACUAGUAACUACGGUAUGGUUAUUGAGUGCAUUGCUUUUAACUUGGGCUACCCUGGAGGUGUGGUCAAGCAUGUAGCUUUUGAUGGAGAUGUCGAUGGUGUUCUUAGCAUGGCUAGCCUUGUGAUACAUGGAUCCUUCCUUGAGGAGCCAUCUUUUCCAGAAAUUUUGACAAAAGCCAUGAGUCUUGGGAAACCAAUUAUAGCUCCAGAUCUCCCCAGCAUCAGAAAACAUGUUGAUGACAGAGUCAAUGGCUAUCUUUUUUCCAAGGAGAAUAUUACGGUUCUUACCCAGAUCAUAUUGCAAGUAAUCUCAAAUUGGAAAUUAUCAUCUGAGGCACUCAGUAUUGCAUUGAAAGGUAAAGAAACUGUUAAAAAUAUGAUGGUUCUGGACACUGUUGAGGGUUAUGCUUUGUUGCUUGAAGACGUUGUCAAGCUCCCAUCAGAAACUGCACCUCCUAAGGCUGUUAAAAAUAUCCCUCCCAUAUUGAAAAAUGAAUGGCUCUGGAAUCUAUUUGAAGCUUUUAUAAACUCAACGUAUGAAGACAGAACUUGGAGAAGUUUUAAAUUUUUGGAGAACAUCGAGAAGCGGUGGAGCCAUAGUCAAAUAGAACACUCUCGUUCAUUAACUGCAGUGGAUGAUUCAUUUUCAUAUGAAAGUUGGCAGGAAGUAAAAAAUAUACAGAUCAUGACUACUAAAAGGAGAAGAGAGGAAGAAGAGUUAAAAGAUAGAACUGAUCAACCGCGUGGAACAUGGGAAUAUGUAUAUCGAACUGCCAAGAGGAUUGGCCACAAUAAGAAUGACUUGCAUGAAAGGGAUGAGGGAGAGCUUCAGAGGACAGGCCAACCAUUGUGUAUUUAUGAACCUUAUUAUGGCAUUGGAACUUGGCCCUUCCUGCACAAUAAUUCACUUUAUCAUGGAAUUGGAUUGUCCACCAGAGGUCGAAGACCAGGUAUGGGCGAUAUUGAUGCACCCUCUCGUCUGCCACUACUUAACGACCCCUACUUUCGAGAUGUCCUUGGCGAAUAUGGGGCCUUUUUUGCAAUUGCUUACCGGAUUGACCGUUUACACAAGAAUGCCUGGAUAGGAUUUCAGUCUUGGAGAGCAACAGCGAGGCAGGCAUCCUUGUCUAAGGUCGCUGAAAGUGCAUUGUUGAAUGCCAUUGAAACACGAAAGCAUGGUGACACUCUCUACUUUUGGGUUCGCAUGGACAUGGACCCAAGAAACAACUUGCAACAUGAUUUUUGGUCAUUUUGUGAUGCCAUAAAUGCUGGAAAUUGCACAUUUGCAUUUUCUGAGGCCUUUAAAAGAAUGUAUGGCGUAGAGCUAGAUUUGAAUUCUUUGCCACCAAUGCCUGAAGAUGGUACGUGGUCCGUCAUGCAGAGUUGGGCCUUACCAACAAGGUCCUUCCUAGAAUUUGUCAUGUUCUCAAGGAUGUUUGUGGAUGCCUUGGAUGCACUAAUGUAUGAUGUGCACCAUCAAAGUGACCGCUGUUAUCUAAGUCUCUCUAAGGACAAGCAUUGUUAUUCACGGCUGCUUGAGCUACUUGUAAAUGUUUGGGCUUACCAUAGUGCACGGCGGAUGGUAUAUGUGAAUCCGGAGACUGGGGUGAUGCAAGAAUAUUACAAGUUGAAGAACCGGCAAGGUAAAAUGUGGGUCAAAUGGUUCACAUUCUCUACCUUAAAAGGAAUGGAUGAGGACCUGGCUGAGGAGGCAGACUCAGACCACCCCAAGAGACGAUGGUUAUGGCCAUCAACUGGCGAGGUUGUCUGGCAAGGAGUGUUCGAAAGAGAGAGGAAUCUUCGCAAUAAAGAGAAAGAGAAGAGGAAGCAAAGAAGUAAAGAUAAACUUGCCAGAAUGAGAAAACGGUAUCAUCAGAAAGCUUUAGGGAAGUAAGUGAAACCCCUUACAGAAGAACAGGAUAAUUCAAACUCAACUAUAGUAAUAUCUAACUAGUUUCAUGUGGGUUUCGCACAUUAAGUCAAAUAUUAUCAUUCUUUGAUUUUUGAAUAUAUAUAUAUAUAUAUAUAUAUAUUGUCAGAAAGGAUGCAUAUAUUUUUGUAUUCUAGAUAUGAGUUGCUUUUGUAUGUAGCUAACAGCAUCCUUCCGGUCAUCGAUAUUCAAUAAUUCCUCAAUUGUAUACUAGUUAGUUUCUUUUUGUAUUCUUAUGGCAUUAAUCAUUCACCUCCA
Rubroshorea leprosula is the source of this 3419-nucleotide messenger RNA. The record is from the annotation of a GenBank genome assembly. Lineage: Eukaryota; Viridiplantae; Streptophyta; Magnoliopsida; Malvales; Dipterocarpaceae.